CAACACAAAGCCGUAGUCAGUCUGCAGUCAACCUUCGCGAAAAUCACACGUGUGGCGAUCUCUAAUUGGAAGCGGUUCGGUUUGAAUAGAAAGUCUUGUUUUUCAUUUUGUGUCCUGUGUUAAAGAAGUAGAAGACGUCACUUUCCAAAAUGCCUACCUAUCACAAGCCGGAAUCGAAAACUAUCCAGGAGCUUAAGGAUAUCGCUCACAAGCUGCGUAUCCACUCGAUUACAUCGACUCAAGCAUCGAAAUCUGGCCAUCCUACGUCAUGUGCGUCGAUUGCCGAAAUCAUGUCAGUGUUGUUUUUCAACACGAUGCGCUACAAGAUCUCCGCUCCGCGAGACGCUUCGUCGGAUCGUUUCAUCCUGUCCAAGGGUCAUGCCGCGCCGAUUCUGUAUGCCGCAUGGGCUGAGGCGGGUCUUUUCCCAAUCAGCGACUUGAUGAACCUGCGAAAGAUUGACUCCGAUCUUGAGGGUCACCCAACACCCAGAUUGAACUUCAUUGAUGUUGGAACCGGUUCUCUCGGCCAAGGUGUGGCAGUUGCUUGUGGAAUGUCCUAUAUUGGCAAGAACAUCGAUAAGGCCGACUACAGGACCUACGUGUUGGUUGGAGAUGGUGAAUCAGCCGAAGGUUCAAUUUGGGAAUCGCUGCACUUUGCAGGUCAUUACAAGCUGGACAACCUUUGUGUGAUUUUCGAUGUUAACCGACUUGGGCAGUCGGAACCGACAUCCCUUCAACAUCAGGUGGAAGUGUACCGCAAGCGUUUGGAUGCAUUCGGUUUCAACGCGAUCGUCGUUGACGGUCACGAUGUCGAAGAACUGUGCAAGGCACUAUUUGAGGCUUCGGUCACCAAGGAUCGCCCUACGGCUAUUGUGGCCAAGACGUUCAAGGGAAAACACUUCCCCAACAUUGAAGAUCUGGACAAUUGGCAUGGAAAGCCUCUUGGUGAAAAUGCCAACAGUGUGAUUGAACAUUUGCAGUCAAUGAUUCGCAAUGCUGGACCAUUACAAAUCACUCCUCCAUCACCACAGAAAGAAAGUGCCAAAAAGGUGAAUAUUAGCAAUGUUCAGCUUGCUACUCCUCCGGCUUAUAAACUCGGAGAAUCUGUGGCAACUCGUCUGGCUUAUGGUACUGCCCUAGCGAAGAUAGCUAUGAACAACGAUCGUGUCAUUGCGUUGGAUGGUGAUACCAAGAAUUCAACAUAUUCGGACAAGUUGCGCAAGGCUUUCCCCGAAAGAUUCAUCGAGUGCUUCAUUGCCGAACAAAACUUGGUUGGUGUGGCCAUUGGAGCCGCAUGCCGUGACCGCACAAUUGCAUUUGUGUCUACUUUUGCAACUUUCUUCUCUCGUGCCUUCGAUCAAAUCCGUAUGGGAGCCAUCUCUCAAACGAAUGUCAAUUUUGUUGGCUCGCACUGCGGUGUUAGCAUCGGUGAGGACGGACCUAGCCAGAUGGGUUUGGAGGAUAUUGCUAUGUUCAGAGCCAUCCCCGGUAGUACGGUAUUCUACCCAUCGGAUGCCGUCAGUACGGAACGCGCCGUUGAACUAGCUGCCAAUACUAAGGGAGUCUGCUUUAUCCGUACCUCCAGACCGAAUACCGCUGUUAUUUACGAUAACAACGAACCAUUCCAGGUUGGCAAGGCUAAGGUUGUAAAGCAAUCUGCUAAUGAUACCGUUUUACUGAUCGGUGCUGGAAUAACCUUGUACGAAGCUCUGAAUGCGGCGACUGAGCUUGAGAAAUCCGGCGUACAUGCCAGAGUUUUGGAUCUGUUCACCGUCAAGCCUAUUGACAAGGCAGCCAUCGUUCAGAAUGCCACUCAAUGUGGUGGCCGCAUCGUUGUCGUCGAGGAUCACUACAAGCAAGGCGGUAUUGGUGAAGCUGUACUUUCUGCCGUCGCAGACCAGCGCAACGUGGUCGUGAAACAUUUGGGCGUCGAGAAAGUGCCACGCUCAGGACCUCCGACUGUUCUCAUCGAUAUGUUUGGAAUUUCAGCCCGCUGUAUCGUCGCUGGCGUCAAUGAUAUUCUCAAAAUGUAAAUGGUGAUGCUCACAAGCAUCAUUUAUUCUGCAUAUCCGGUGUGUGGUGGUACAAUCAUAUUUAUCUCUAUUGAAGUACCUAAGCUUAAAGCCCUGAAUAAUUCCCAUGCGAAACAGGAAACUAUUUGUUAAGCAAACCUUUACAUUCCCCCUAAAAUUUAUGCUAAUUCCAUUCCUUUUGUUUGCCUAUGUUCCUUAGAUGGUAAGUUGAAUCAUGUUUGGUAAAAUGAGCAUAAAAAACCUUUUCAUCGUUUUAUGUCAAAUUGGUACGUUUACUUCUUAUGACUUUAUAUACCUAUUGCAUUUCGUACAAUGAUUUUUUUACAAUAAAAUUAUGAACAUUAUAAA
Molecule: messenger RNA, 2381 nt
Organism: Ochlerotatus camptorhynchus
Lineage: Eukaryota; Metazoa; Arthropoda; Insecta; Diptera; Culicidae
Product: transketolase-like protein 2
Exons: 4
Coding region: 150-2033 (627 amino acids)
Molecular function (GO): thiamine pyrophosphate binding; transketolase activity
Source: RefSeq, a predicted model, not a curated record